Penicillium expansum is the source of this 3231-nucleotide messenger RNA. Its product is annotated as Fibronectin type III domain protein. Gene Ontology annotation, molecular function: protein binding. The transcript is spliced from 3 exons. NCBI's taxonomy places the organism in Eukaryota, Fungi, Ascomycota, Eurotiomycetes, Eurotiales, Aspergillaceae. The coding region runs from base 1 to 3231 and encodes 1076 amino acids. The record is from RefSeq and is a predicted model, not a curated record.
AUGUAUGAGCCGCUAUACUUUGCAUUUGACGCUUACCCAGCAGUGGUCCCUCGCGUGAGAGUGCGAGGCGUCAUGGCCCUCUUUCUCGCUGUCUCGAUCUUGUGGGCUUUGAUCUGGCUUCUUUACCGUGCAUGGCAAGUUUGUCAAACUUCAAAUGAGGUCCUAGUCGAAAAGCUCGGUCUCGACAUUCCUCCGCCACCAGAGGUCACCCUCGAAGAGAUCACAGCCCGUGAAAUUCGCCUUGCUUGGAAACAGCCCGACUUCCAUAACUCAAUACAUAAGCAUAUAAUUCAAGUGAAUAACGUGAAAGUCGGUGAAUCCAAACGAGCAGAAACAGCGGUGGAAAUAUCGAAUCUAUUACCUGGGAACAUCUAUCAUAUUUGCGUUCUUUCCGUUAGUGCCGCGAACUUUCAGACGCCUAGUGCGAUCCUCCAUGUCCGAACAAAAUCUCUUCCACUGUCCGAAGCCCAGCAGAAUGGCAACGCUGGGGGUCCAAUUAUCCGCGCCUCGAUCCCCAGGUCUACAGUAGGCUUGCCAACGCCAUCUGCCCCUAUAAUGUCUCGCGAGCACAGUGCAGGCCAAUUACCAGGCAAACGGCCCGCGGCCGGACGGAAAAUUUCGCCCGCGACUGGAACCACGGACAUUUCACACGGCAAUUUCGAAGAAACACACAAAAGUAGAGCGAAGACCGCCAAAGAUGAGACUUUGGAGCAAUUAGCAGACCGCUUGAAGUCGUUGCAGCACGAGAACGAGAAUGUGGAGAAGCAGGGGGCAGAGGAGGAAGAGGAGCACAUUGCACUGCUGAAGGACCUUGAAAAACAACGCAGUGAACUGCGGAAACGUGUCAGAGAGAAGGACGAAGCAAGUGGCGAUUUGAAAAAGCAUGUCUACAAGCUAGAAAGCGUCAACCGGACCGUGCAGGGUGAAAAGUCAAAACGCAUGAGACUUCUUCAGCAGAAAGAGGCGGAGCGCCAGAAACGCAAGAAUGACAUCUUGCGAUGGCAGGAGAAGAUUUCACGCAUGAAUUCCGAUGCUUUACAGGCAAAGGAUGACAAGGCCAGGAUUGAAGAAGAAGGGACGGUGCGCGCAGAUGAGGUCCGAGCCAAGAUCGCAAAAGAGCAGGGGGAGAUGAAGACCAUCGAUGAUGAGAUUCAGGAUAAAGGAGGAAGGGUUAAGAAGCUCGAAGAGGAGAGAAUGGGAUUACAAGAAGGCGAUAGUGAAGAUGGCAAGGAGCUAGAUCGAAUCGACAACGAGCGAGCUCGUCAGUGGGAGCACAAGCUGGGCAAUCUACACGCACGCUAUGCCACGCUUGUGAAUCUGCACGCGCAGGCCCAGCAACAAUAUCAAGAAGCCCAAGAACGUCUAAAGUGGCUUACAGCCCAACGACCCAGCAGCUCAGGACCCUUCGCCUUCCCGACCUUGGAUCUCGAUAUGUCGAAUACUGCCACCAUCCGUCCCCGUCGCCAUCGCAGCUCACUCAACAGCAAUAUGUCUUCUCCUCUGAACUUCCCAGGUAUCGAAACAUCGUUUCCAAGCACCGUCAACUACAACCCGUCCGGUCACUCGCCUACAUUUGCUCCCAGCUCUGCGUUUUUCAAUAUCAAUAACGGUAUGGCCCUUCCAGGCUUGUCUGAUCCCCCCGAGAUCAUGCGCUCCGAUACGGAAGUCGCUUUCAAUAACCCGCAAAUGAGCCCCCGUGCAGAUGCCCUCUUGCCAUCCGAUCUCCUUGGUGACGAAGAGUCGCCAGAAUUCCCACGAUCUAUAAUUCGUCCAAGAUUUGGCACUAUGGAGGCAUCCAGUACUCCCUUAGACAGCUUCGGUCACGGCCCAGUGUCGCCUGUUUCUUCAGACAGUCGAGCGGGCAGUAUCUUUGCCAGUCCACUAGAGACUCAAAAUCGGCAGGAUGAAUCCCAAGGUGUUCAUUUGUCUGCUGCUGGGGAAGCCCCGAAAAGUGCAUCCCGAAAGCUUUCUGGACUUUUCGGGUUUCACCGGCCUCGCGGGAAAACCCUGGCAGAUGAAUCUCCUAUGCUGGGUUCUUUGAAACCCGGUCAGAGCCAGUCCUUCCCUCGCAAUAUCGAUGAAUUAGAUCCGAUCGGUGCACGCCGGCGACGAUCGAGUUAUACUGGUAAUUGGGCAAACCCGAUGUCAUUGUUCCCUCGAAGCAACACGGCUGGUGUCACCAUGGACAGCUCUUCUGAUCAUGCGCCCUCACGGCGAGCUGCUUUUUCAAAUAUCUUCUCAUCCAGCAAGUUUGGCUUCGGCGGUGCUGGCACCCGUGGGAAUCCCGAUCUGAGCAGUGGAUACAAUCAAUUCAGUCCUCGACAUGAUCCUAUUGAUCCAUCAUCGCUUCUCGGCGGCGUUCGACGCGGUUCUCUGUCUCCCCGACCUUCGUCGACCUCAUUCGACACACCAAAUCAGCUUCCGCACCCCUCGACAGACAACCGACAUUUCGGAUGGCCAUCGACUGAUAAUGCCGGGCACCGCAACAGCCCGCUUGGAUUUGACUGGGCUGCACCAUCCAAUUGGUCUCGAGCUCCUUCUCGGCGACCUUCAAUCCAGUAUGGAUCUUCGGGCCAUCUUCCUCUCGGUUUAACCGGCGAGCCUGAUUUCGUGGAGGACACGUUUGACCGCCACCAUCGGCCCCUCCAGGCACCGAUUGGCACUCGUCCGUCAUCGUCCCAUCGGCCGCUGACCCCAAAGUUGAAUCCCGCUGCUCCGGCGUUUACGGCGGUUCUUACGGGAGAGAAGUCGGAAGUAGACACAGACAAGGGCAAUGAUCCCGAUAGUCCAUUUGAUAUCCACGAGUACGAUGGAUCUCCUUCGGAGUCUCGCACAUCUCGCUCCCUGUCCCUUUUCACUGGCGAUUCUUAUGAAUCGUUGGAGCGCAUGCCAUCUGGGACUUCCUUAGACAAUGCCUCGAAGGAGUCAUUCAUUCGCAAGAUCACGCGCAAGGGUAGUUCUAGCAAGUUCAGCUCAUGGAAGGAUCGCUCGGGACUUUUCUCUAAGAAAGGUGAAUCCUCGCAAGGUGAUAUUGACGAGGACGCGGCCAGCGAAGCACAGCUCGGCAAAAGCGUCGAUAGCACUGUCUCCAGUGUGACAUCCGCCGACCGCUCAACCCGCAGCAGCCUGGGAUUCUUUUCACGUAAGUCUCGCAAGUCCGACAAGGCCAGCGAGACUAGCGAGCGAGCCAGUGAGACUGGCGAUGAAGAGAUUCCUGAAAUUGAGAAUUAA